AUGCAAGGCUUCAGUGCCACUCCGGAGGAAGAGCUGCGAUCUACCGUUAUCCAGCUCCGGGAGACCAUCCUCCAGCAAAAGGAGACCAUCGGCAGCCAGAAGGACACCAUCCGGGAACUGACUGCCAAGCUGAACCGAUGUGAGAGCCUGGUGUCCGGGAAAUCAGGGGGCAAGGACACCAUGGGCGAUCUACCCAGAGAUCCCAGCCAGAUCAUCGACCAACUCAGCCGCACCAUGCAAUCCCUGAAAGACAGGCUGGAGAAUCUGGAGCAUCAACUGAGAUCCAAUGUGUCCUAUUCAGCUCUGCCUAAUGAUCUUCGAGAGAUGCUCCAGAGGAGGCUGGGGGACCUGGAGCACCAGCUUUUAAACAAAGUGGCUGAACUAGAAGAUGAGAAAUCCGUGCUUCAUAAUGAGAGUGCAGCACAUAGGCACAAAACAGAGUCCGCCCUCACUGCACUCCUAGAAAGAGUUAGUGAGCUUGAGAAAGGGAGCAGCGCAUUCAAAUCACCAGAUGACUUUAAGGUUUCCCUCCCACUUCGUACCAAUUAUUUAUACGGCAAGAUUAAAAAGACUCUGCCUGAGCUGUUUGCUUUCACAAUCUGUAUGUGGCUGAAGUCCAGCGCCUCGCCUGGGAUUGGAACCCCGUUCUCCUACGCUGUGCAGGGCCAGGCUAAUGAGAUUGUGCUGAUCGAAUGGGGGAAUCACCCGAUCGAACUUUUAAUUAAUGAUAAGGUGGCUCAGCUACCAUUCUCUAUUGGGGAUGGAAAAUGGCAUCAUAUUUGCAUCACAUGGACAACCAGAGAUGGAAUGUGGGAAGCAUAUCUGGAUGGAGUCAAGCUUGGCUCAGGGGAAAACUUAGCCCUUGGCACCCAAUUAAACCAAAUGGAAUUCUCAUUCUAGGCCAGGAGCAGGAUACUGUUGGAGGAAGAUUUGAUGCCACACAAGCCUUUGUUGGAGAGUUGAGCCAGUUUAAUAUCUGGGACCGGGUCCUAAAAACGGAAGACAUAGUCAACAUAGCCAACUGCUCAACCAACAUGCCUGGGAACAUCAUCCCAUGGGCCGAUAACAAUGUCGAUGUUUUUGGAGGAGCAACAAAAUUACCCUUGGAUCCAUGCGAAGAGCGUUUGAUAGAUUUAUAG
Messenger RNA from Staurois parvus, 1139 nucleotides. NCBI's taxonomy places the organism in Eukaryota, Metazoa, Chordata, Amphibia, Anura, Ranidae. The record is from the annotation of a GenBank genome assembly.